Messenger RNA from Enterobius vermicularis (human pinworm), 669 nucleotides. The record is from the annotation of a GenBank genome assembly. Lineage: Eukaryota; Metazoa; Nematoda; Chromadorea; Rhabditida; Oxyuridae.
AUGCAAAGGUUUGAGAAGAUGAGCAAGAUAUCCCGAGAUACGCUGCACGAGUGCAUCUCCGAAGUGUUGAAGUAUUCACAGGAGAAAAAAAGAAAGUUCCGUGAGACCGUUGAAUUGCAAGUGGCCUUAAAAAAUUACGAUCCGCAGAAGGAUAAGCGUUUUAGUGGCUCUGUCAGGCUCAAGACUGUACCACGACCGAAGAUGAAAGUUUGCAUUUUGGGUGAUCAGCAACACUGUGAUGAAGCUAAUAACAAUAAUAUUCCAUGUAUGAAUGCAGAGGACCUGAAAAAGUUGAAUAAGAAUAAGAAGCUAAUUAAGAAGUUGGCUAAGGGUUACGAUGCUUUCUUAGCUUCUGAAGCUUUGAUUAAGCAGAUCCCGAGAAUAUUGGGUCCUGGUCUGAAUAAGGCAGGCAAAUUUCCAACUGUUGUAUCUCACUCUGAACCGUUGGCAGCAAAGGUUGAGGAAAUCCGUUCAACAAUUAAGUUUCAAAUGAAAAAGGUGCUUUGCCUGUCGGUGGCAGUUGGGCAUGUGGAGAUGACGGAGGCAGAGCUUGCGCAAAAUAUUUCACUUUCGGUGAACUUUUUGGUUUCACUGCUUAAGAAGAACUGGCAGAAUAUUCGAUCCAUUAAUAUUAAAAGCACUAUGGGUCCUGCACAACGUCUUUAUUAA